Molecule: messenger RNA, 1041 nt
Organism: Lolium perenne
Lineage: Eukaryota; Viridiplantae; Streptophyta; Magnoliopsida; Poales; Poaceae
Source: RefSeq, a predicted model, not a curated record
AUGAAAGGAUCCGAAGCUGAAGCUUAUGCGACAGGAGCUGAAGAAUCUGCGACACAGGUUGGCAACGCUGAAGAAUCUGUGACAGUAGCUAGUAAAGCUGCUGCAGAUGAUGCCAAGAAGAGCGAUGCUAGUAACGCGUUUCAGGCCCUGAGGGUGUUUGAAGAUGCAGAAUAUCAUGGCGCUAAAUUUGAGGAUUUGUGGAACAGGCUUUUUAGCGACUACUGUGCCUACGAUGAGAACACAACCAUCCCCGCCAUGUGUUACACGCACGGUAGCGACUGCGACGUCGCCAGGAUGGACACUCUGCAGGUUUUCUCGGUCAAGGUUGCAUCAAUCAAAAAGGGUCUACGCUGGCCACUGCAAGUGUAUGGUAUGAUCUCCGCCCGCGACGUGGUGGAUCGCAAGCGCAACAUUAUCUUCCACCGCGAGAGAGACGACUGUCAAACCAUCACCAAGCACGAUCGGUACUUAACAUUGACCGGUCCGAGCCGUCCGGUCGUGGUGUCGACGGAUCCUUCCUACAUCGAGGUCGUGCUCAAGGUGAAGGGCUCUACUAAACCAUCAAAGGAUAAGGAGUUGAGCCGCGUAGUAGCGAGAUACCGUGUCGGAUGCAUAGUUACCGGUCUCUACCCUGCCGAGCAUAGCACGCUGGAGCUGAGGUUUGGCCUGGUGGCUAAUUCCAUCGAGGCCACGGUCCACGUAAGAGUCACCGGAGGGUCGUGGCCGGAUGGUUUCAAGGGCGUGUUUAGCGCCGCCAGCGCUGGAAGAGAGGGCGCGAGAGUGAAGCUGCUUGAUGUCGGCGGCAAUGGGUUGCCGGUUGAUGCUGCCGAUGGCAUGAUCAGGCUCUCGCGCCGCGUCGUCUCUGUUCAGAAGGGUAGGAUGCUCAAGGUUUUCGUCUCGGCGUGCUCUAUCGCGGGUAAUGAAAAGCAUUGCGAAGCGUCUUUCGUGGCUGCGGACGCCGGUGUCAGCUCAGGCGUUGAGCUUAAGAUUGCUUCCUGUCGUAUGGAAGCAACUGUUGCCUGGUCCCUCUUCUGUGUGUGA